Messenger RNA from Linum trigynum, 4363 nucleotides. Lineage: Eukaryota; Viridiplantae; Streptophyta; Magnoliopsida; Malpighiales; Linaceae. The record is from the annotation of a GenBank genome assembly.
CUCCUUCUUCCGUCAAAACCUCCACCAAUUCUACCAAUCUACUGUGUCGACGAUGGUAACGGGACAAUCGAUAGCGAAACAGAACCAUUUGUCAAUCCACCCACCUAUCCAGUUCGUUAAUCCACUCCUUCAUCUUUAUUCGAGCGCCGACUGUGUCAUGCAUCAUCCGGGCGAGUAGUAGAGAACUGAAUCAUCGCACCCCUCCACCAGUGGAAAAGGACGACAACGAACUCUAAUCCACGGUCAAAUUAGGCAAAGAAGGCACCAUCAAACCCGGCAAACCCAGAAUAUCGAGGUGAAUCGAAUCUGAUAAACCCUAAUCCCAUUGUCGAGGGUUCAAAUUUUCAUCUCUUUGAGUUGUGGUGACUGGUAAGUUCUCAUGAGCUCUGGAUGUAUGUCUUGAACUAUGUAAUGGAUUUAGAGUGAAGAUCUGGUAUGUUUUGAUAGGUGAAAUGAGAUCUAAAGGUUGGAAAGACAGAACAUUUGUUCGAAGGAACCAUAUUUUUUUCUUUGUCGCGAAAUUGACCCUGAAACAGAAGGUAAGAACCGCACGCUGCUAGAUACAAUGGUCAUUGUACUAUAUGUAGCUUUUGAACUGUGUAUUUACUCCAUUGUGUUCAUAUGAUUGAAUUGUGUCUGAAUUCUUUAAUGUCAUGUUAUCUACAUGUGAGUUGUUUAUUAGUGAGUAAUCGACAUGUUGUUUGUAUUUGGAUUGUUUAAUAAGGAUUAAUAUGUGCUUAAUUAUGGUUAAGUUCAGAAUUAGCAAAUAAUUACUUAAAGGGUGAUUUUCUAACAGAUGUUAGAUUCUUGGGAUGAGAUUGUAGGCGAGAAUGAUCCUAAGGAGCCUCGCCGUGAAGAUGCAUUACUUUGAGUAGCCUGUGAAGCAGGUGUAGCACCAUCUGUUGCACGAGAGGUCUUCCAUGUAUAUGACUCUGAAGAUGCCAUGACUUCAUAUGACAAGUACCACAAAGCUAGGACUAAUCUUCGAGCAUAUGGGGAGACAAGGAAAAGGAAGGUGAAGGCAAGGGUGGUUGUUGAUGGAGUAGAGGUAGCACAGCUGGAUGAUUCUAAAGAUGAAGAAGUGGAGAGAGAUAGAGCUGUCAAUGUAGAGGAGGUUGGAUUAGGUGCUGCCAAUGAAGGGGGUUCCCAUCCAAAUCCCCAGUAACCUUAGCAGUAGGUGGGGAGGGUCACAACAUUCGAGCUACAAGUUGUCUGAAAGACUCUCUCCAUGUAAGAGGUAACCUAUCAGAUGAGGAGGGUGGUGAGUUGUAUGAUGAUGCAUCACACUACGAUCCUAAUUGUGAUAACAAUCAACUUCAGUUUGUUUGUCGAAUGAAGUUUGAUGGGCCCAAACAGUUCAAGGAUGCGGUUGUGAGGCAUGCAGUAGUAGUUGGGGCAAGUCUAAGAUGGGUCUGCAGCAACACUACAAGAAGGGAAGUGAAGUGCAAGGAAGUUAAUUAAAAUUGGAAGUUGUACGCUACCUAGUUUAGGAAGGACAAGUGCUUUAUGAUAAGGAAGGUUGGGCUACUACACUCAUGUUCAAGAUCCCUUCGAGUUAAUCAAGUAACGACAAACUGGAUAGCAUCGAAAAUGCUUGAAAGAUUCCGAAUUAACCCUAAGUGGGCACCAUAUCAGAUUAUGGCUGAGGUUAAAUUGCAGCACAAUCCGGAUGCAAAGAAGAGGACUUGCUACCAGGCAAAAGUGGAGGCCAUUAAGCUGUUGAGUAGCUCUUUGGAAAGCGAAGAAUAAAACCGGUAAGGUUAGAAAGUUGUUCUGGAAAGCGGUGUAUGCAAGCAACGUUGUCGACUAGAGGAAAGCUACUUCUGAGAUGAAGCAUAUUGAAGGUAAUGGAGAUGGUCCUGCACCCUAUAAGGACUUUAUGGAUGCUGAACCUAGACAAUUCUAUCGAGCUUUCUUAUCUACUAUCCCUAAAUGUGACUCUGUAAAGAGUAACAUAUGUGAGACAUGGAAUGGCAGUAUUAUCAAGUAUAGAGCUUUCAGAAUUAUUGACAUGCUAGAGCGAAUUAGGGGAUAUAUGAUGGGAAGUAAUUCAUAGUUGACCUUAACACACGCUCGUGCACAUGAGGGUAUUGGCAAUUGAGUAGCAUUCCAUGUUGUCAUGCUGUCUCGACCAUCAGUCAUUUGAGGAAGGAACCACCUGAUUACGUGCAUCCAUUGUACCAUGCAAAUUUCGUUUCCUAUGCAUACAAGGUUGGUAUGCCUUGUGUUGAUGGUCGACAGGCAUGGCCUGAAGCUUCCGGAUUUGCUAUAUACCCUCCAAAAAAGAGGCUAAUGCUUGGGAGACCAAAAAGAAAAGAAGAAAGGCUAUUGUAGAGUUUGAAACAAGCACCUAGAGAGGAGGCAUUGGUGAGGAAGUUACUAGGAGAGGUAACUUGAUCCAGUGCACUAAGUGUCAAGGUGAAGGACACAAUCAAGGGCAUGUCCAUUACCUGUUUCUUCCAAGCCAGUAGUGGUAAGUUGCUAUUAGAAAGUUUACAACAUUACUCAUAUAUUAUUGGCUAGUUUACUAAUGUUUAUAUAUUGGCUUUCAAGGGAUCCAACACACGGAAUAGGAGAAAACGAGCUGCUAUCCAACAAUAAGAUACCAAUGAGAGGCCAAAAAGAACAAUCACUGCUUCCAGUGUGGCCAACCUACUCAUAAUGCAAGGACUCACCCUCUGAAUAGAGGUGUGGGGUGUAGUAAGUGCCUGAAUGAAUGUGAAAUUGAAUGUGAGAAACCAAGUUGGAAGUUGAGUUUUAUUUCUUUUUCAGGAUGUGAUAUUGAAUGUGGGAGAUAGAGUAACGGUUGAAAGGGACCUACUCUAUGCAAUGACUGGGGUGGGUGUUUAUGUAGAUGAGAAUACUGGAAACUAGUAAGUUAUGGUGAGUGAAUUUUAGUGGAGUGUGAUAUCCAAUUGUAGCUUAAUGGUGUGUCCCUUUAUUUACUGGUUUGUGGUAUUGCAAUUGCAGCUUAAUGAAGCUCAUGGGAGAUAAUUUGGAGAAGGUCCAUCAGAGCCCAUACGAGUUACUCAGCCUUCAGUGGUGGAUUUGCAGGGAAGUCAGCCGCCACAAACACAACCUUAGGUGUAGACAUCGAAUGAUUCGCAUAUUUUGGUAUUAGCCGAGGAAGUAACUACUAUCUCACCUCCUUCAUGGCUAUUUUGGACGACUUUCCAGGAAUUUAGGUGUAGAAUAGUAGGGUAUCUCUGUUAUGUAUUGGAAAUCCUUUGGAGCAAGGCAUCUUUGCCUCUAAAACAUGUGUCUCUAUUAUGCUGUUACGUAUGGAAACAAGGCAUCUGUGCCUCUGAAAAAUGUCUAUAUUAUGUUGUUAUGUAUUCAAAUAAGGCUUCUUUGACUCUGAAACAUGUUUGGUUAUUUGUGGAUGUUGUAAUGUGUUCAAACAGAAUGACAACAGGAAAAGAACAUUACAUUCCACAUUGACCAGCAAAACAUUACAAUCCACAUAAUCGUCUGUACAUCAACUACCAUCACCCUGCCUACACAGAAUGACAAGGAACAAGGCAUUCACAAACAACAACACACUCAGCAUAUAUUUCAUUACACGGGUUUCAUCAUUCACUCUUCGAGCUUUGGCUAAUCUAACUUCAUGAACUUUAAACAUGUUUCUUAGCUCUUUUGCCAUCAUGUUUCUUUCCCUCUUCCUCCUCUGUGCCUUACACUAAGCCAUCCGUAAACUCUCUUCCAACCUGAGCAUCGAACUGUCCAUCUUAUGACUUCGUGCCCUAAUACAUCCUCAUUAGCAUCCACCCACCUAAAAAAUUUGCAAUUUUUUCUAGAUCCUGCGACAUCUCCAAUCCUCAGCUACCAACGAUAUUAAAAACAUCCAAGGGUAAUCGGAAUUAGCAACAACUUACCAUCCAAUAAGAACAACAGUAAAAUUGCAUGCCUGGUUUCCCCUCAGUCCCCAAAGUAUUUUUCGCAGCUGGUUUCUUGUGCUUGCAGAGGAAAAAAAUUGAUGCUUGUCGAACCCGAUUCGGUCCAUAGCUAACCCCAUUCCUCCGAGCAGUCCUCUGUGACAUGAUUCGGCUGGGAGAGAUGCAGACCCUGUGAGAGCGACGUUCACUGAUGUGCGAGAGGCAUCGGCAACAAGAGGACUCGCUGUCGGGAAAUGUAGGACUCGAAGACUGAGGGGUUUGGGGGGCGGGAUGACGACGAGCCGUUCCGGGGGGAGACGGAGGCGAUUGCGCCGUGAGGUUUCAGGGGCACGACGACGCCGGGGGGGAUAUCGGCUGGAAACCUAGAUGUAGCUGAGACUAGAGAGGGAUUCGAUUUCGAGAGAAGGAUGGGGUUGAGAUGAAGACGAUGGGGUAAUUUAUGGGUAAAAUUAAAUAUUUUUUUUAAU